CAACAGAUUGCUUCUAUUGAGAGAUGCUGUAGUUUCGAACGAACGAAAAAAAAAGUUUUUUUUCUUAUUUUUUGAAUGGUUCCAAGAAGUGAAAUUCAUCAUAAAUUUUGCAUACUUAAUUCGCAAUAAAUUGGUUAUUUAUGUUAAAUUGGAUUUCUACAAACGAUGUUGAAUCAACUGGUGGUUUUAUAAAAAGUUAUCAAAUUCAGAUCGAAUAAACGUUGCAUUCAUUUUGUUUGAAAUUAGUGAAUUAGUUUUCGAAAAAGUUCUUUUUACGGGAGUAAAAAUGAAGUUGCCAACAGUAACCGAUUGUUGCUGUUGCAUGACUUUGCGAACAGCAGGCUUGAUAAUGGGGGCAAUUGGUGUUAUUAUGAGUGCGUUGGGCGUUUUGAGUGGCUAUGCUGUGGUGUUGAAUUUAAUCGCUCUGAUUGUCAAUUCGUGUUGGGCUUAUGGUGUGCUCAAGGAAAAUCCAAAAUUGAUGGUGCCGUGGUUGCUUGUGUCAUUCAUUGCUAUCGUACUAUUGUUCCUGUCGCCAAUCUUUCUAAUCAUCUAUUUCUACACCGAAGAAACCGAUGAUAAAAAAGCAAACAAUAGAUUGGCAUACAUUUGCACGUCCGGUUCGUUGAUUGCCUAUUGCAUUGGAGUUCUUGCCUCAUAUCUCUGGAUUGUGAAAUAUUCGCUGUAUAAAACAAUGAAGGCCGCAACAGUUCGUGGGGGUAAUUUGCACGUGCAAGUCCAUUUACCCAAAAAUGGUGUCUGAAAUCAGUACGAUAGUGUCUAUUUAUGAAUAAAUCAAAGCUCAAAAUAUAGCCAAAUAAACAAAUUACGCUUAGAAUAGAG
Contarinia nasturtii (swede midge) is the source of this 840-nucleotide messenger RNA. RefSeq lists its product as uncharacterized. The record is from RefSeq and is a predicted model, not a curated record. The transcript has 4 exons. Lineage: Eukaryota; Metazoa; Arthropoda; Insecta; Diptera; Cecidomyiidae. The coding region runs from base 287 to 760 and encodes 157 amino acids.